AUGUCUGCGAGGAAGCAGAAGGCCCCUGACUCGGUGGAGCAGGCGUGCGUGCUGUGUCGCCGGGCAGAGGCUGACCCAGUGCUCUGUGGGCACAUAAAGGAGAAGGAAGGGAUCUCUGCCCACGUGUUUUGCUUGGAUUGCUUUGUCUGUGGCAAUAGCGGGGCCACCAUCACUUGCUGGGAGACAGGCUGCGACUGCAGCUUCCAUCUCCCCUGUGCCAUGGAGGGUGGAUGCAUCACCCAGUACUUUGGGCUCUACAGGUCCUUCUGCUUGCUGCAUUGCCCAGAGCAGGCAGUGGAGGCAGCUCCAGAGGAGAACACCAGCUGCCUCAUCUGUCUGGACCUUGUGGGGGACACAAAGUCCUACAGCACCAUGGUGUGCUCAGCGUGCAAACACGCCUGGUUCCACAGGGGCUGCAUCCAGAAUCACGCUAUCCACGCUGGCUUCUGCUUCUUCUGCCCACAUUGUCAAAAUGAGUAUGAAUUUCGCAAGAAAAUAUUCACCAUGGGGAUACAAAUUCCCAAGAGACUGCCAUCAUGGGAGAACGACAGUGUCAUUGAACCAUUAUAUGAGAGGUACAGCCACUGUGACACCAGUGAGUGCCUUUGUCCCAGAGGCAGGCAGCAGGCACAGAGAGAGGGGCCCUAGCAACUGCUCUGGUGCUGCUCCUGCGCAGCCCAGGGCACCCACAGACGCUGCUCCAAUGUGGGGAACAGCAUGGCCAGCUGGGAGUGCGACAGCUGUGCUGGCGUGGGCACCGGCAAGAG
Molecule: messenger RNA, 767 nt
Organism: Leptosomus discolor (cuckoo roller)
Lineage: Eukaryota; Metazoa; Chordata; Aves; Leptosomiformes; Leptosomidae
Source: RefSeq, a predicted model, not a curated record